Messenger RNA from Drechmeria coniospora, 2826 nucleotides. RefSeq lists its product as uncharacterized. The record is from RefSeq and is a predicted model, not a curated record. Gene Ontology annotation, biological process: protein transport. The coding region runs from base 1 to 2826 and encodes 941 amino acids. NCBI's taxonomy places the organism in Eukaryota, Fungi, Ascomycota, Sordariomycetes, Hypocreales, Ophiocordycipitaceae. The transcript has 4 exons.
AUGGGCGACAUGCCCCCGCCGCCCGUACCGGCCCGACCACUAGGCCGAAGGUCCAACGGCGCCUCGAUCCCUUUCUCGUCGACCUCGGAAAGCGUUUCCUCCUCCCCAUCCGUCCCCCCUCACGCCGUCUGCGGCCUACCGAUCAACCUUCUCGCCGGAGCUGCAACCUGCGAGCCCGCGUACACACACGAGCGAGUGCAGAGUCCGUGCUGGCGUGCUCGCUGCCCGUCGGCCGUCGCCUCGCACCGUCGGCCGUCCCCAAUCUCCCCCAAUUUCCGCCUCCCCCCCCCCCCCCGUUGGCGUGACGCGGGACAGGGCCUGAAGGCUCCGCAUCUCGAGGUGCUCCGCCUCGAGCUGUGUCUUCCUCGCUCGCCUCCUCCCUCCUCGCAGCCGUUCCUCGUCUCGCCGCCGCCCGGGCUCGCGAAUCUCGACCUCUCGCCCGCCAUGGCCGAGCCCAGCGGCCCCCUCAAGCCGGCCAACGGCCAUGGAAAACGGACCAAGCCCCGCCGCACGAGGCCCUCGAAAGCACCUCGUGGCUUCUUCCGCUCCCUCUUCAGCCUGCUCGCGAGAAUCGCCACCUGGGGUGCCAUCGUCACCAUCCUCUUCCGCUGUCCCUCGUCCCUCGAAGCCUGCGACGAGACCUCGCCCUACCUCUGCCGGCUGUACUUUGUCGCCAAGUCCGCCGUAUCCCCCCACCUGCAGCCGUACUACGACCGCUACGCCUUGCCGUACGUCGACGUCGCCGGGCCGUACUACGACGCCGUCAACGCGCGCCUUCUGACGCCCGCCCGUGUCUACGCCGCCCGCUACGGUGCCCCCCUCGUCCGCCAGGGUCGGGCCUAUGCUUGGACGCAAUGGGAGACCAACGGGCAGCCGCGGCUGGUCCGGAUCCAGGAGCUCUCGCGGGAACGCUACCGACAAUCCGUCGCGCCCCACGUCAACAAGGCCGCCGACCGAGUCGGACCGUACUACGACGCCGCCAGGACGAGCUCGCUGCGCCUCUUCCACGGCUACCUCCUGCCGAGCUACGAGUUUCUGCAGCCGUACGCCGCCCACGGGUAUGCCGUCGCCUCCGACUUCACCCUUCACACCGUCAUCCCCACCACCUACUGGGCCUGGAACAAGACCGUCGUCUUCCUCGACACCACCGUUUGGCCCCAGCUGCGCGUCGUGUACGUCGAGAGCGUCGAGCCGCAGCUGGUCCGCAUCGGGGAGCGCCUUGGCCGGCACAAGAUUAGUAGGACCAAGAUCCUCUCCGACUCCAUCGACGAGAGCACGACUGAGCCGACGCCGUCCGACGACGACGUGACUGCGUCCGAAUCCUCGACGGCCCUGACCCCGACGUCGACGGCCGAGAGCGCCUCGUCGGCCGCCGAGCCUCGGCAGCCGCAGCAGCCGGUCGAAAAGUACUGGAAUCCCGUCGAAGCCCCCGCCGCCGCCGAGGGCGAGAGCGACAAGCGACGGGCCGCCCGCGAGAUGGUCGCUCACGAUCUCGAGAUGUGGCAGAACAAGUUUGCCGCCCAGGCCGACGAGGGCGCCACCGACAUGGAGGACCGCAUCGACGAGAUCGCGCGCCGCAUGAUCGAGGAGCGCGCCAAGGCGACGGGAGGCGGCCUCGUCGAGACGCUGAGCCUGACGAUCGCUUCCGAGCUCGCCGACCUCAAGCGUACCAUUUCUUCCGUCGUCGAGGAUGCCGCCGGGGAUGGCGAGCAGAGAGCCCUCAGGGCCAUUCGCGAAGCCGGUGUCGCCAUCAAGAAGAAGGCUCAGCUCAUCCGAGGCUGGCGCGAGGACUACGAUGCCGACCUGCAAGAGACGGUCGUCAAGGCCGCCGACACUCAUUUCCAGAUCCUCGACGAGACCCGAGGCCUCGCCCUGCAGCAGAUUGGCAUGAAGUGGGCCUGGGCCGAAGGCGUCACCUACAAGGACUGGGCCAAGUACCACGAGCUCAAGAACACGCUCACGAACUGGACCGAGGAGCUCAAGCAGCUGAUCGUCAGCCACCCGACCCUUCUCGAGGCCCAGGAUGCCGCCGCCCAGGUCGAGGAGGAGGGCAUGACGAUGGCGGCGGCGGCGGCCAAGGAGCUGAGCCGCCUGAAAGAAGUGGCCCGCUGGAAGAUUCUGGCCAAGGACUCGACCGACGACUUUGACUCUGAAUCCAUGCGACGAGCCGCCGAAGCCGCCGAAGCCGCCGAAGCCGCCGAAGCCGCCGAAGCCGCCGAAGCCGCCGAAGCCGCCCAAAAGGCCGAGCAUGCGGAGGAGAUUGUCGGCGGCCCUUUGGAUGAUGCACCAGAGGCCGAGGAUGCUGUCGGCGAUGCAAAGCCUCCCGUCGAGGAGUCUCCUUCCUCUGUCCCCGAAGCCACCCGAGAACACGCCGGCGAAACGGCAGAGCAGGUGGCGGAGGAUGCUGGCGCGCCAUCUUUUCCUGUUGAAGAGAAACUCGAUGCGGCAGCCGAGAGGGCCGACGAGGCAUCGGCCAGUGCUUUCGAAAGCCAGGACGGGCAUGACACCUUUUCGAGCCCGGCUGGUGACUCUGAACCGACCAUUCCGAGUGCCGGAGAGCGAGUUGAUGCAGUAGCGGACGACGGAACUGCCGACGAGGUGCCAAGGACAGAGACGGAACCCGAGACGGAGGCGGAACCCAAGCCCGAGACGGAGACGGAGACGGUCAACCCCACGGAUCCCGAACCUGUUGAGAACUCCCAAGAACAUAAUAAUAAGGAAGCCGGCGACGAGGGAGAGAAAGACGACGGCACGGCCAGCGCUUCGGCGGCAUCGGCAACUGAUGCUGCCGAGGAACCGGGGCAGCAUGCCAAGGACGAGCUGUGA